Corvus hawaiiensis (hawaiian crow) is the source of this 7863-nucleotide messenger RNA. RefSeq names its product ankyrin repeat and SOCS box containing 12 (gene ASB12). Gene Ontology annotation, biological process: regulation of barbed-end actin filament capping. Gene Ontology annotation, molecular function: protein binding. Gene Ontology annotation, cellular component: nucleus; cytoplasm. NCBI's taxonomy places the organism in Eukaryota, Metazoa, Chordata, Aves, Passeriformes, Corvidae. The transcript has 3 exons. Bases 6681 to 7625 code for a protein of 314 amino acids. The record is from RefSeq and is a predicted model, not a curated record.
AGGGGUGUGCAGGGCUGGGGGAGCAGCUGCUGUGGGGCACAGCUCCUGCAGCUCAGGUGAUGCAGAGCUGCCAGGAGGCUGCCUGGCAUUCCUGAGAACUUGGCUUUCAGUGGGAACACGUGUAUUUCUGAGGGUCUGGGCUGCCUGCCAGCACUGGUGCUUGAGGCUGGAAGAAAUCCUGGCCAGUUCUGUGAGGAGCUGGGCAGUGUUUGUAACUGCAGGAGGAAGGAUGCAAAUCCCUCUGUUCUCAGUGGUGGUCCAAGGUCAUCUUAAAACGAGAAAAAAUUUCAGUCUGUCUUCAAAUGAUAAAAAAAACCCCCAACCUUUCUUAGCUGUGAAUGAAUCUCUGCAUGGACCCUUGCCUUGUAGCAGAACUGAUUCAUGUUUUGUUUCCUAUGCAUAUUUGUUACACAAAACCAAACCCCCUGUGCCUUUUCUGAGACAGUGUCAGUGUCCAGCCAGGCCAUUGCUGUUUUUGUGUUGGAGUUUGGAGUGUGGUGUUGGCUCCUGCCUGUAGUCAGUGUUUUUGAGGAGGUUUUCUCCUGCUGCAGCUUCUCCAGGGUUUUUGCUGAUGCCCUGAGUUCAGUAGCUUCUUUCCAAGCUGACUUCUUGAAGAAUCAGCUUUUAUGGACCUCCUUCAUUGCCAGGAGUGCAGCAAGCCACAGAGGCAGCCUGGAACUCAUGGAUUUAGGAUUAGAAAUGAGGAAAGACAGGAGAACGUUUAUGUGGAAUUUUUCUCUCUUAUUUUAUGGUCUUGAUUAAACUGAAGCAAGAGAGUAGCUGUUCCAAGCUGGAAUCAUUGAUGAGACAGAAAUUACAAAUGGGCUGUAUUCUGUUAUUGAAAUGGGGCCCAAAAUUAUGAAAUCACUUGCUGGGUGAUUCGAGGGAAUGUCCAAAUUCCUGGAACAUUAGGGAUGUUUUGUCUGUCUCGUGAACAGUAUCUCUCAUGGCAAUGAACUUGGGAAGAAACAGAAGAAACAAGCACUUCAAUCCCCAGGAACUGGGUGUCACAAAUGAGUGUUUGAAGGUCACCCAAAGAAUCCUUGGGAGAGGCAUCAGCAGAAGCAGGUUUGAUAUCAAAAAGUGUGACCAAAUUCAUUGGCAAGGUUCACUCUGUUACUUAUUAAAUGGUUAAAGCACACAGAGAAAAGCUGAAAUAGAAAAUCAAGCAAUCUAAAAUCAAUCAGUGUGGAGGCUGGGGAUGGAAAGGAAUGAGGGAGAUCCUCCUGUUGAGUCACAAGGCUCAGAGUGGACCAACCUGCCAGACUGAGCCCUGGAAUUACCAACAGGUCAGGCCUAAAGGGUUCCUAGAAACAGAGUGGCAGCACUUAAACUCAACAGCAGAGAAUCAGCAGAUAAGGAAUUGAACAAAGGUUUUAUGGAGAAUUUCCUAUAAGCACAACAGGAGCUCCCUUAGAGGCUGAGCUUACAAAUCUAAAGUACUCCAGAAUCCAGGAGGGCAGCAUUCCCAGUGCUUUGGCUCUGGCACAGCCCCAAGGACCAUGUCCAGGUGUAUCCCUGGGAAAAAUUCCCCUCAAGUUCCCUGUUUAUAGAGUCCUAAGAGAGUUGGUUUUAGUCAGAGUCACUUUCCAGCCUGGCUGCAGUUUGGGUCAGUAUCUUCCUUUGAAAGGUCAAUAACAAAAGUGUUCCACUUGGGUUAUUCAGGCAAGAAAAAUCAGAUUGCAGGGCUGUUGGUUAAAGCCAGGAUUUGUUAUCCAGCCCUGGGAGCAGCCAGUGUUCCUGAUAAGCUCAGGGUGCUGCUUAUCAAGGUCAGGGCCUGAGGACAUUUCUGAGAUCAUGGUGUGGCCUUGGGGGCUUGGAAGAUUCACCCCCCCAAGGAAAGCUGUGCCACAGUCCUUGUUCUGUGCUGAAUUGCACAGAAUCCCCCUGUGCAGCUCAGUUCAGGGUGCUGCUCUGCUCUCUUUUCAAUCUGUUGUUUAAAUUAGGUGCUGCCAUUAAAUUUUCCAAUCGUUUUUUCUCUUUUAUAAAAAAUUUGGAAGCCAACUGAAAAUAUUUGAGCUUUCCCAAUCUCCAGUAAAAGUUCGAAACAUUCCAAAAUGACACCAGGAAAUGCCAUAGCUGUGCUCAUGUGCUUUUAACCCGUGGUGAAAUCACUGGGUUAGUCCAGUGUCCAAAAACCAACCAAAACCUCCCUGAGUGGCUCGUUUUGGGUAAGAAAAUACCUGUUCUAUUAAGCACAUCAAAGGCCCAAGGAAAAAGAGAGCACAGAGUUUCUCCACUGCCUGGAAUGGCAAAGAGGAAGCUUUUUAAUACUGAGGGUUUGUCAGACUUAAAUAGAGUUGUUGUUGAGGAAGGAGUGGGAGCCACAAGAGGUGAUGGAUUAAAAAUUAAUUUCCUGAUCACUUGGAAUACUGACCCAGGUGUGAGUGAUGGAUCAGCCCUGUCUUGCCUUUCCAGGGAGUACUGGGCAACAUCCAUCCCCAAAUUCUGUGAGAAAAUGGGACAUGAGGCCAGGACAGGCACUUUUUAGGACCAGUUAUUCUGUGGAUCAUCAGUUCUUUUAAUAUUUCUAAUACAUUCCCUGAUUUUCAUUAGAGAUACAGAACUGGAGAAGGUUUUGACUGACUACUGAAGGAUUUAAAGAUGCCAUGGUUAAUUCUUGUAGGAAUCCAGCUUGCAGAAGGCUCCUGUAAAUGUUCAUGUGUUGCUUUGCCUUUGGAAUUGCCAAUGGAGGAGUUUAACAAUCUUUCCUUGUUCCCAAAACUGAUGUCUCCACAAAACUCCAGUGUUACUACAGGCGUGUACAACCACCACCAGCUUACUCAGACACUGCAGGUGGUGUAAGCUUGGAGUAACCUUGCUGCUUUUAACUCCAGUGGCAAAACAGAGCCAGAGCCAAAAAUUAAUGUCCUUUAAACCUCCUGGGUUUCAUGUGUACAGGCUCAGGCAAAGGCUGCAGUGUGUUAAAAGUCUUUCAUGCUGGUGCUGUAAUUUAGGAGCUGGAAAAGAUUCCAGGCUUUCCUCUCUUUCCAUGAGCUCAUGGAUUGAAAACCAAGGAACAAGGAGCUUUUUGGUUUUGCUGGUGACUCUGGGCUGUUUGAAGAGCUAAAAUGAGGAGCUGCUCAGAGCACUGCAGUGUGUCCUGAGCUCAGGUGGGAUCUGCUUCCCAGAAAAGCCGUGUUCCCUGCUCCUGGAGCAUCCUGCUGGCAGCAGGGCCCGGAUCCUCUGCUCCCUGGAGGUGUGAAAGGAAUGCAGAAGCUGUUACGUGGGAAUCUGCUGCUGCUGCUGGGCAAAGUUACUGCAACUUCUUUAUUCCUAGGGGAGCAUCCCUGCUUUGUGAGGUCAGAAAUCCUGCUUUCCUCUGGAGCACUGCAACUCCUUUCCAUUUGGAUUCCUGUGACUGGGAGAACUGGGAGGGAAGAGGGAUCUGAUCUGCUGCAGAUGGGCUCUGCUUGUGUGAAACUCUCCCUUUUCUGGAGCUGCUCCUGCUUCUCCAGGAUGUUCCAUGGCUUCUCCAGGACAUUCCAUGGCUUCCUGCCUGUUCCCAGUGUCUCCUGUGCUGCAACCAGGUGUAACCUUGUAGUGGGCCGGUGCCUGUCAUACUCAGAAGCUCAAGAGGGACUCGUGGAGCUUCAUUUGAAAUGGUUUUAAUGCGAAUUUCAUUCUGUGGGUUAUUAAAUUGGGUUUUCUUUUGCAGUUGUCACCUGUGGGAGAGAAAAUCCAAUUGUUGCUGUUUGCUCUGCAGGGAAAAAGUGGGAACAAUUGGGUUGUCCAUAGUUUUAGUUCUCCAUGGCCUCUUUAAGGGUGAGGAAAAGCAGUUUGGGAAAGCUUUUAGGUCUGAUUUAUUCCUGAUCUGUUCCUGUGCUUAGUGAUUGCCUUUCCAAGUUAAUUCCUUGGAAUAAAAAUCCGCCUGCUCUGAUCCAGAGCCACCCUGGCUGGGAUGGAGGAGGAGAUGGGUUUGGAGGGAGCUGGGAAGCUUCAGGAAGCUUCCCCAGUCCUGCAGAGUGGGAUUUGUCAGGAGCUGAAGGUGCCCAGAGCUCCACAGGAUCUGCAGGUGCAGCUGUGGGGCUCCAGGUGGGAAUGUUGGUGUGGAGCAGCCCUGUGGCUGCUGUUUCCAUCGCCUCUGGAAGCAGUGAGCCCUGGGAAGUGCUCCCAAAGCUGAGGCACCCUGGGAAAAGCAUUGGAAAUGGAAGAGCUCCUGUUCAGGCACUGCUGCCCUUCAGCUCCUGGCAGGCCUGGGCAGCCUCAGACCCCAAAGGAAUUUCCUGGCUGGAUAGUCAGGGGUGACCAGGAGAAUUCCAAAUGUGUUUUCCUCUGCUCCCCGUCCCCUCUGCUCUGUGCUCAGGGCUGGGGUUGUUUUUAUAGGGACCUAUCCUGGCUAUUCCUGGUUUCCAUCCAUCCCUCACGCACAUCCAGGCAUUCUCUGGAGGAAGAACCUGCUCCAAGUGUCCUAUUUAUGUUUUAAUUAGCAGUCCGCACUUGAUUAAUUAGCUGAGGAAGCAGGGGAUGUUCAAGCCUGUGUUUGGGGCCAGGCAGGCAGGUGGGCCAUUCGUUAGGGCAGGUUUGCUAAUGACAUUAAUUAAUGCGUCCUGCUGGGAGCUGCAGGAGCAGGGCAGCGCCAAGGGGUUGUUUUUCUCUCAUUUCUCUGUAUUUCCAUCUAGUUCAUGUAGCAGAAACUACUGGAGUAACUCAGCACUGGAUCCCAUCCUCCAGCUGGAUUUUCCUUGUCAUCCCCAAGCUGAUCCUUGUAGGAAUGUCCCUAAAACCGUGUGUAGUGCUGGCUGGGAAUGUCCCUGUUGCUGUUUUUGUCUGUGUCACUGGUGAGGGACAUUUGUGGGGGAUGAAGCCCCGUUUGGAACGUGCCCCUGAGGGGCAGUUCAGUCCCUGCACUGCUUGAACCCUGUCUUGUCUAGAGGAGAAUUGUGUCUGUUCUCUGUGUUUGUCCCACGGAGUCUCACUUGGAUUGCAGGUAUUUUUAUUCCCUACACCAAUAAACCCCUUGCCUUUUUAAAGGAACUGGCUGCUCUGUUUAUUGGGAAUUAACUCAGAAAAACUUGGAAAGGUGAAGUCAGUGAAAGGAUAUUAAUUAAUAAAGUGAGUCUGGAGCCACUUCCCCUCCACAGCACAGAAAUGGGGUGAUACCUUUGGUUUGGAGGGUGCAGGGUCUUAAAAACAACCCAAAAAGGCACAUAACCAAUGGAAAAAAAGGAAUAUAACUACGGGGGGAAAAAGGAAUCUAACCCAUGGAAAAAAGGAAUCUAACCAAUGGAACUCUGUUAAAUCUUGGUGUCUUCUGCAAACUGUGCUGCUCUGGAAGGGGUUUUAUGUAGAUUUUCCGUUCUGUAUUAAACCCAAGUAUCUCCUCAGUGUUUCCUUGCUCCUGGAGAGCUGUCUGUCCCUCACUCACCUGGCCACAGCUGUCUCCAGGCUGGCUUCCAAAGCUUUCUGAGGAGCAACCAGAGCUUCUGGAAGGAGCUGAGUCCAACCUUUGUGAGUCCAGUGAAGAGGUUUUUUUCUGAUGGGUUCAGAGUGAAGAACCCACAGCCCAACUGCUGAUGGUGUCCUGGAAAAAUCCUCCUUUAUCCCAUUCUUUUUCAUCAUGGAUAGAGAGGUGUUAAAUUUUUGAAGUGCAGACAAACUCAGCUGAGAUGGGAAGAUGCUCAGGAGGGAGAUUCCAGGUACAAAACUUCCCUGUGAAUGCUGGGAACAGACUCCAGACCCAUUAGCCGGCCCCUGAUGAAGAUUUUCCACCUUAAAAAUGGGUAUUUUCUAUGCUUGAAGGCAAUAAAAUGGGCCUGGCACUGGGGUAUCCUCAGUCCCUGGGUGUUUCACAGGCUUCUUGCUAAUUUUAAAUGUUCUUAGUGCUGCCAGUGAAAUCCUUCAUUUACUCAAUUAGACUCGCCUUGCAUUUAAUUGGAUUAUUAGCAUUAACACUGGCUAGGAUUGAUAAAACUGCAAUUUAAUUUGGGGGGAAUUUAGACAAAAGGUGUGGUACUUGGAGUUUCUCCUGCCUGCAAGCAGCUCAUGGAUUCCGGUGUUCUCCUGGAAUUUGUGUUUUCCUUCCCUUUGGGGGCAUGGAGAGGAUGGGGGGAUACAAAACCUUUCUCUCAACAACAGAUCUUGGAGCUGUGGCAGAGAGGGAAGGGAUCCAGUGUGAAUGGAAUUGAUAAAAAUCUAUAAAUAACCAAAAACCCCAGGGAUGGACCUGCAGAGUUAUGGGAUGCUGCUCCUGGAUCCCUGAAAGUGUCCCAGGCCAGGCUGGAUGGGGCUUGGAGCAGCCUGGGAUAGUGGGAGGUGUCCCUGCCCAUGGCAGGGGGUGGGAGAGGAGGGAUUUUAAGGUUCCUCCCAACCCACACCAUCCUUUUAUCCCGUUUUCCAAAAGGGAAGGGGCUCCCCGAAGGCAGUGGAAGCAGAGAGCUGAACUCCUGUGGGUUCCAAUACUGCCAAAAUUCCUCAAGGAAUGACUCAUGGAGGAGAAGAAACAGUGCUGGAUUCCUCCUUCCUUCCUAAGCCCGUCUUUCGAGGGUUGAUUCCCCAGACAAAUUGGGAAUUCCCAUCAGCACGGCCCUGGGAGGGACGUGCGGUGCAGCCAAGGGAUGCUGAGCUGCCGUCCCUGCCCUCUCCUGGGUGAUUCCUGGAUAACACCUGGAUCCCGGUGCUGCUGGAGCCACUCCACGCUGCGUGAUCUCUGCCCUCAUCCUUUACCAUGAAAACGGCACAUGAAGCACAGACCCGACAAAAUGAGCCUCAUGGACAUCAACAAAAUGUUCUCCCUGCUGCAGCCCAGGGAUGACGAGGAGGACAGCGGGGAGAGCGAGGAGCUGAGCCGGGCCGUGUGCGAGGACGAUCACGAAACCCUGGACAGGCUCCUGUCCCAGGACAGGUACAAGAAGCUCAUCAACCGCAGGAGCGGCUGGGGCGUCCCCAGCACCCCCCUGCGCCUGGCGGCCACCUGGGGCUGCGUGCGGAGCCUGCGGGUGCUGCUGGCCCACGGGGCCGAGGUGGACAGCCUGGACGUGAAGGCUCAGACCCCGCUCUUCGUGGCGGUCAGCAACGGGCACCGCGAGUGCGUGCGGGUGCUGCUGGAGGCCGGCGCCAGCCCCGUGGGCAGCGUCUACAACAACUGCUCGCCGCUGCUGCUGGCCGCCAGGGACGGCCACGUGGACAUCCUGCGGCAGCUGCUGGAGCACGGCGCCGAGGCCAAUGUCCAGGCCCGGCUGCCCGAGUGGGCGGCCAACUCGGUGGCCUGCUCGGGGCCCCUGUACCUGGCGGCCGCCUACGGGCACCUCGAGUGCUUCCGCCUGCUGCUGCUGCACGGCGCUGACCCCGACUACAACUGCACCGAGCAGGGCGUCCUGGCCCAGAUCCGCGAGCCCAAGACCCUGCUGGAGACGUGCCUGAGGCACGGCUGCCACAGCGACUUCAUCAGGCUGCUCAUCGACUUCGGGGCCAACGUGUACCUGCCCAACCUUCCCCGGGACGGGGCGGCCCCGCGCAGCGAGGGGCUGGAGCUGCUGCUGCAGGCCAGAGCUCAUCCCAAAUCCCUGCUGUCCCAAUCCCGGCUGGCCAUGAGGCGUCUCCUGAAGCAGCCUGGCCGCCCGGCUGCCCUCGGAGAGCUGGAGAUCCCAACAGUCCUGGCCAAAUACCUCCAGCACCAGCCGUGAUUCCCAGCCUGCCCUCAGGGACACGACUCUGAGCACCCCAGUUAAAACCUGCUCCGACCCCUGGCAGCGAAUCCCUGAGAUCUGUGACACCGCUGGGAAUUUGUGGUCACGAGUUCAUUUUUGCUGGCGAGCUGUCUCCAGAAAGCGGUGCCUGUGUGGAAAGCUGGGAAGGGGGAGAGAACAGGACACCUCAGCUCCUGGUUUGGAGCAAAGUGAGGGUAAAGCAGGAUUUGAUUUC